Molecule: messenger RNA, 4151 nt
Organism: Amoebophrya sp. A120
Lineage: Eukaryota; Dinophyceae; Syndiniales; Amoebophryaceae
Source: the annotation of a GenBank genome assembly
AUGUUUUUCAGCAAGCCCUCUCCUGUCAACAGUCUGGUCGAGCAGCAGAAAGAUCAUCACGCUUGGGCCAUGACUGCGGUGUUGGGCAGUGAGGUUCGCGUCCUGUUGAAAAGCCAUAUCACGUACGAAGGGUUACUCACUGCGUGGAACCCGCGAGAUAAUUCGCUUUUGCUGACGACCUUGACAAAUCCGAUCAAUAAGCAUACCACGUCGACGGAGGAGGAGUUGUUCCCACCCCCGCUCAACUUGGCAAUAGGCAGUACAACAACUCCGUCGAACAGUAGUGCAGGUAGGAGAAGUUCCACGACAACUCCGGGUCCCGCACCACAUCCGGAGACUUUGCUACUCCACCUUCGCGACUUAUUGGCCUUCGAGACGCUGAAUCCAGUUGCUCUGGAUAAAAAGGGGACACGACGACAGGGGAAACUAAAACAACGCAAGAAUAAAAGAGGUGCUGAGCAGCACCAGCCGCAGAGUACGGCCAGCAAGAAGAUAAACAAAGUUCAGAAUAUUUUGAACCCGCAUCAGCAAAACGGUACUAGCCAAAUAAACGCGCAAAAGAUCAUAGUGCAACCAGCAAAGGCAGGCACAGGAGCUGCGAAGAAAGAAGAAAGCAAGAAGAAGUCCAAACAACUGAAGCUUCCUUCCCAACCAGGUGGUCCGGUAUCAAAAGGCGUAGAAAAGACCAGCAUGGAAGAAAAGGCGAAGGACGAGGACAUCGCUACCGCCCCCUCGGCCGACGCAGUACAGGAUCAAGAGGCUGCGGUUGAGAGGAAUUCUGCACAUUCGCCUGUCGUAGGCGAAGCAAAACCAAAAGAUGUUGUUGAGAAGAAACCCUCCAGCUCCAAAGGCGAAGCCGAAGGAGCCGAUGCAGGAGGCGAGCUGUCGCAUGCACAGGAGAAUGACGAGCAGGUACUGGGCGAGGGAGCUCCUGCUGGUGCAACUUCACCGCAUGAACCCCAACCCGAGGGUGAAGGCUACUACAACUACCAUCAAAAUAGAAUCGAGCACGGUGGAUCAGCGCCAAGUAAACAGGGCGGGAAAAACAAAAACAAACCAUCUGGCGGAGGUGCUGACCAAGGGAAUAGUACAACAUCCGCGUGGGGCGGUGGAAAAGACAAUAAAGAAGCAGGAGGCGCUGGUGGGAAAAAUAAGAAGGCCACGAGCAACAAAAAUAGCAAAUCAAGCGGUAGCAAAAAUGUGAAUUUCGGCGAUACAACCAAUUACCACGGCGACGGCACUACCGACCAAUAUUCGACCACCGGCGCAUACAAUAACUUUACAGAAGGAGGUGGAGGCGCUGCUAGUACGGGAGGACCGACCCACAAAAACAAGAAGGGCGGGAAGGCCGGGGAUCCGGGUGGCAAGGGUAGAACUAGAAGUCCUUUUCGUGCUUUGUGCAAAACUUCAGCAGGUGGAGAAGCUCGAUGAGACAAAUAAUGACGCACUUAUUUCUUCGAGUCCGAUGUGUGUAUGUGUCAUAUAAGAAAUAGAAACUCGUCCCAUCAAGAUACACCCCGAUAAUUGAAAAUCAGGUUCUCAACAGUCGCAACACAGCAAGUUUUCGAACCAGCAGGCCGGCCCGGCGCAGCAGCAAGUCUUGCCUGGCGGAGGGGUGCGAAACAUCAAUGCGCUCAAUCUGGAACCCACCAAUCCCUCCAUUCCGGGCGGAGGGAAUUCCUUUCCCGGCGCCCUCGGCGGAGCAGCCGCCACUUUCUUUGCGAAAGGCAACGAUAAGACAUCGUGGCGGCAAGGUGGAAAUCAACCCUCCUCCUCGUCUUCUGGAGGACCUCCCGGGAGCGCGAAACAUCAAGGAAAGUACUUUACAAAAACAGAGUGGGCUUGUUUACUGAAGCUCUUGCAGUUUCAUCUCGUGCUUGUAGCAAACACCUGACCUUAGUGUGAGGGUGCUGCCACGAGCUACUUGUACUUCAUCACUUCUGCGAGAUUUUUGCGCCAUCUUGUCUUCAUGAAGGUAAAUGUAAAACGAUAGAUACUUACCUUCAUCUAGCUUAGCAAAAGGAAAAAACAAAAAACAUUCAGGCCUUCCACGUCCCCGCGUUCGCAGAAUACGUCUGAUAUCGAAUACGAGUUCUCCUCGUUCCGAAACGUGACGCGGACUGACACUGGUGUAGCAGAUUUGUUCAAGACACUGCGGAAAAGUUCUGGGGGUGGCACUGAGGUAAACUUAUUUUUUUGCGUUUCAAAGUCAAAGACAAAGCUACUUCCAGUCGCAGUGAGGCAAGAAACUUUGGGUUCCUCGCAAUAAAUCUAUCAUGGAGGAUCAUAUAGAAAAUAUCAGAUGACCGCUGCCAACAACCAGUGGGUGCCCAUGGACAAAGCGGGCCCCCUGGUGAGUCGCGCGCUGGGCGAGAAGGGCGAUCACGUAAACCCCGCAGUGCUGCAAAUAAUUCUCCAGCAGCACACGGGUAGUGUAGGACUGCCCGGAUUGCUGAACCCCACGGGUAAUGCGCUUGCCGGAUUAGUCGUUGGCGGAGCAGGACAGCAGCCGUUUCACAUGGGACUUCAACUCCAGCAGCAACCACUCGGCACCAUCAUGGAAAACAACGCUGCACCACCUACCGGGGGGGUUGGAGGACCACAACAACUACCGCUAGGAGGAGGUGGUAUCAACCCAGGUCAACAUCAAGCUUCUGGUCAACAACAACAGCAGUAUACUUCCGGUGCUGGUGGACCACAACAACCGCAACAGCAGCAGCAAGCCCCGGUGCUGAACCUCCAGCAGCUGUUAGUGCAGCCACUAAACCUGGAUGCCGCAACCGGCGGCGGCGCUGCUGGUGCUGCAACUACUUCUACGGCAGGAGGUCCGGCGCAAGGACAAGGAGGUCCACCAGGUGGGCAACUACAACAACCUCCCGGAGCAGGAGGGGGUCCUCCGAACACGCAGCAGCUGAACAUGCUGCCUCCUCUAGCAGGGGGUGCGCAGCAGCAGCAGCAGCAAAACCAAAAUCUUUCGAUAAUGCUAAAUACGGGCGGCGGGGGUGGGGGUGCAGCUGGUACUGCAAACAAUAACAUGCAACAGAUGUCCAUGGAGCAGCUAUUGCAGAUGCAGCAGUUUCUGACGCAAGUUUCAAACGUUGGUGGAGUUGGGGGCCAGCAGCCGGUUGUUGGUGCUAGUACACAGCAAGGUGCGGCGAGCCAGCAGCUUGGUGGAAUGCAGCAGCUGCCACAACAGCUCCUACAGCAGCAGCAACCGAUGCAACUGCAACCAUUCCAACUCGAUGGCACAACCACCGGUGGUGGCAACAUGAACAACGCCCAGCAGCAACAGAACAUGAAUAUGACCAACAACGCCGGUUUUCAGCCCCAGCCGCGGGGACCUAGUCAAGUGGGCGCCGGAGCAGGUGUUAACAUGACAACUCUGAAUCAACAGCAAGCGGGGCAGCAUCAACAUCAAGGGUUUUCCUUUACAGGGCUGACCUCGGCGGGCCCACCCGCCAUCCAGGGCAAUGUAAAUACGGGGGGCGGCCAAGGGGGACAACAACAGCAGCCACAGCCUGGCGUUGGCGGUCCAGCAAACAACGCUCAGGCCCACCAAUGAUGAUAAAAUUUUGAUGUGAUCGAUUUCACGUCGGAGGUGAGGGCCCUCCACAGCUCUGUGUCGCCGGCCAGUCACAGUCUGCUGCAUAAGUAGAUAUCAGGUCUAUCAUCCCGGCUUUGAUGUCGGAGGAAAUUUUAAGGAAGAUUGCAUAAACAAGUUUCCAUACCAAAAAUACUCUACCUGUACAACUUCUUCGUUCAAGAACACAAUACGAUGCACAGGACCUCCAACGAGGAAGCCACCUCCAACAAAGCCUUGGGUUAGGUGGAAAUACAACGCAAAUAAUUUGAGUUUCCAAAUCCAACUUUUCGUCAUCUUUUCAUCUUUUCGUUUUCAAUACCGUUGAGUUGUUUUUUUGAGGUCACAAAUAGCGCUGGCAAUGCCAAUUGGUCUGCCACAGUACCAGUGACAGAGUGAACACGAAUGUGACUGAGUUUGAUGAUGUUUUUACGUGCUGUUUUUACGAUGGCCCGACAUAAUUCGUGAAGCUGAAGUUCAAGUUUCACCAUGGUGUGGAAGCUGUAAAAUGGAAGGACGACGGGUAACGUACAUGGUAUGACUCAUCAAGAUCAUACUCUCAGCAGCAGAU